UCGGUGAAGUGGAUCGCAAUUCCAAUGGAGCUAAUACUAAAGGAAGCACCUGGUGUCAGUCGGAAGCGUUAAUGUCAAGAAAUAUUUCAAGCAACAAGCCUUUUGAAAUUUGGGAAACGGGGUGUUGUUGGAUACCCUCAGAUAGCUUUGGUUCAUGGAGGCUUUUGACACAUGUCGACCUUGGGAUGAGGUCAGACACACAGGAACCCAACAGAUCUCCAGUGACAACAAUUAUACCUUUCAUCCGGGUACCACGAAAUUGUCCAAGAACAUUUAAUCUGCUGGCUCAUGACCCUGAUAAUGACCAAGUCAGAUGCAGAUAUGGAAUGGCUCGUUUCAAUGAGUGCCGUACAUGUAAACAGCAUUCUGGCUUCAAGUUGGAUCAAAAUACCUGCACCUUGUUUUAUUGGGACACCUUUGUUAUAACGAAGGUUCAUGCCUUUGAGAUUGUCCUGGAGGAUUACCCCAGACAAGAAAUCACUCUGUCUUACACAGAUGGCACAUCAUCCAUCAAGUCCCCACUAGUUUAUAGAGACAAGCGAGCAUCUAACUACCCCUACUACCUUACAAGUACAACACCCCCUCCAACUACAACAGCCACAACAACUAGAGCAGCUCACUACCACACCUACCCUGUGAUUACAUCACGUCCUACAACUACACGACACACUACAACUACACGACCCACUACAACUACAGCAGUUCACUACCACACCUACCCUGUGAUUACAUCACGUCCUACAACUACACAACACACUACAACUACACAACCCACUACAACUACAGCAGCUCACUACCACACCUACCCUGUGAUUACAUCACGUCCUACAACUACACGACACACUACAACUACAGCAGCUCACUACCACACCUACCCUGUGAUUACAUCACGUCCUACAACUACACGACCCACUACAACUACAGGAGCCCCUGCAACUGCACAAAACACUACAACUACACGACCCACUACAACUAUAGGAGCCCCUGCAACUGCACGACACACUACAAUUACACAACGCACUACAACUACAGCAGCUCACUACCACUACUACCCUAUGAGUACAUCACGUCCUACUACACGACCCACUACCACUACACAACACACUCCAACUGCACAACCAACUACCACUAUGAAUCCUAUGCCUAUGAACAUUCCACUGAGCAAAAUCCCUCUGCAGUUUGUAAUCCAAGUUGACCCACCUGUUUCUUCCUGUGCUGAGGGACACAUUCUGCCUCGGUUUCUGUCCCCAACUCCAAAACAUGGAGAAAUCCUCAUUGCCUAUGUCAAUCAGGAGUUGGAAAUUAAGCUCAAUGCUACAGCAACUCAAUCAUGGGUAAAAAACUUUAUCAUCAGUGGACCUCUGAACAUCACAAAGUACACCACUAUCAGAGGAGCAGUUGGAGAAUCUCUAAUCAGGUGGACACCAACUGAAAAUGACUUCGGUGAUCAAGUUCCCAUUUGCUUCAUUGCAGAGAGUCAAUCUGGGUCCAGAAUCUUUCAUUCUGAAAUGAGAUGCAUCAUUGUCAACGUUAGCAGUACAAUUGGCAAAGUCAAUGUGGUUUGUAACGAGACCACAAUGACAGUAGAAGUGGAGAAGGCCUCAAUAAUUGGACUUCAUGAAGAUCACCUACGUCUCAUUGAUCCAUCCUGCACCCCCAUCUCCAACGGCACCCAUGUGAUCGCUGCCGUGUCCCUCAGCUCCUGUGGAACUGAACUGGAGGAAGACGCUGAAAACCUGAUCUUCAAAAAUGAAAUCAUGUCGUUCGACAACAUUAGUGAUGUCAUUACCAGGAAACACCAGGUGGAGAUUGAGUUCUCAUGCACGUACCCCAAGAAGGGACGCGUGUCUCUGGAGUUCCGGGCACACAAGCUUAUUUCCGUGUUCACGGAAAAAGGGUUUGGAAAGUUCAGCUACCAGUUUGAGUUCUUCCACAGUGACCAGUUCAACAUUGCGAUGGACACAGAUUCCUACCCUAUAGAGGUGGCACUGCAAGAGAUGCUCUACAUGAAAAUCAAAGCUACUUCCUCUAUUGCCAACACUGAGCUUUUCGUGGAGUCAUGCAGAGCAACCCCCGUUGAUGACCCCAACUAUCACAUUUUCUAUGACAUAAUUGCAAAUGGCUGCACUUUGGACGAGACGGUGGUGGUCUAUCCAAAUAACCCUUCAGAAUUCAAAUUUGGAAUUGAAGCUUUCCAGUUCAUUGGACAACAUGAGGAGGUCUUCAUAAGCUGCUCAGUCAUCCUGUGUGUGGCAGGUGAGCCUUACACCAGAUGUUCUCAGGGCUGCACCAAUGCCACAGCCACCCCCGUUGUACAUCACCACCACAGGAGGGCUGUUGCCACAGAGACUGUGAGACACUCCAUUUCCCAGGGCCCUUUGCGUCUAAAGAAGACCACAGAUAUCACAGCUUCCAACAUGGGCUUGAACAUGAACCUGGUUUUCAUCGCUGCCGUUCUUUUGGUUGUGGUUGUCAUUGUGUGUGGAGCAGUGAUUUAUACAGUAAAGAGGCCAAAAGUCAAAUACCAACCACUUCCAUCUACUGACUUCUGAGACACAGUUUGUGCGCUCAUGAAACAUGAUGAACACAUUCUAAUCAAUCACAUUUAUGCAAUAUUUGACUUUUAUGAACAAUGGAGGAAUGGUAUUUUUCUGCUCAAA
Messenger RNA from Conger conger (European conger), 2660 nucleotides. RefSeq lists its product as uncharacterized. The transcript has 12 exons. The coding region runs from base 72 to 2552 and encodes 826 amino acids. The record is from RefSeq and is a predicted model, not a curated record. NCBI's taxonomy places the organism in Eukaryota, Metazoa, Chordata, Actinopteri, Anguilliformes, Congridae.